UUCAUUUUUAAAACUUGAAGAAAAACAAACAAACGCUAAUCACUUUCUCAUUUCUUUUCGAUUGAAAAGAAAUUCAAUUUUGUCAUAAAAUUUUUUUUAAUUUCUUCACGAAUCAAUAUGUCAUCGACAUCUUUUCACUUAUCAGCUUCUACACCAUUGACGAAAUUUUUCAAAGAUAAAUCAGUGAAAGAGAUUCGUGAAAACACAUCACAUGUAACUGCUCAUUUGAUUAGUUUAAAACGUUGGUUAUGCUCAAUGCCGCAUCUUUCUUGUGCUGAUGAUGAUCGAAUAUUUUUGGCAUUUCUACGUCAAUCAAAAUUUAAUCAUUCAGAAGCACAAAUGCGUUUAGAUAAUUUUAUUACAUUGCGUUCAUCACCUGAAAGUCCUGUAUUCAGUUGGUAUGAUCGUUCAACUAUAACCAGUGCAAUUCUUGAUGAAUAUUUAAGGACCGGUUUUCAUUGUCCAAUUGGAUUCCUCCAUGAUGGAUCAUUUUUAUUUAUGGUUCGAUUAGGCUGUUGGAAUAAUAAUCGUCUACCUACAGAGACUGUACUAAAACUACUCAUGCUUCAGCUAGAUCGUAUGUUGGAAGAUCCAAGAAUUCAAAUUUGUGGUUUACGUGUAUUUAUUGAUUUCACUGGUGUUUCACCCUCACUAUUGGAUACAAUCAAUCCAAAAAAGACUAUUAGAGAUUUAAGCAAAAUAUUACAGGAAGCUUAUCCAUUUCGUAUGAGAGGAAUAAUUUAUUAUAAUGAACCGCCAAUUAUGGAAGUCUUAUUCAAAUUAUUAGCAUUAUGGUUGAAACCGAAAGUUCGAGAACGUUUUAUAAGAGUAAAAAGUAAUAUAAAGAAAGCUUAUGAUAAAGUACCUGGUCUUGAAAAUGUACUACCUAAAGAAUAUGGUGGUCAGAAUAGAAGUAUUAAAGAUAUUUUAAGAGAACAAAAUGCUGAUUUUAAAGAAUACUUUUAUAGAUGUGAUAUGAUGUUAUGGAACAGUAUGAAAGUCAAUGAAAGAAAACGACCAGAAUCAGCAAAACGAUUAAUGUGUGAAUAUAAAGAAGCUGAUGAUCGAUCAAUGGGUACAGCUGGAACAUUUACUCGUUUACCUGUAAAUGAUUAAUUGAUUUUCUUUUCUUUUCAUUAUUUUUAUUUUAUUUAAUUUUAAAUUGUGAUCGGAUUUUGAUUGGAUAUUGUGUUUUUAUUGUUUUUAAAAAAAAGAAAUUUACACCAACAAACCGAAAAGUCAAUGUGUAAAUUUGUAUAAUUUUUUUUAUAAUAGAAUGAAAUUCAAUUGUGAUGAUGAUUUAUUGUUAUAAUGAAAUAAAAACAAAAGUCAGUUUCUUUGUUUGUAAA
Messenger RNA from Schistosoma turkestanicum, 1349 nucleotides. NCBI's taxonomy places the organism in Eukaryota, Metazoa, Platyhelminthes, Trematoda, Strigeidida, Schistosomatidae. The record is from the annotation of a GenBank genome assembly.